UAUAUGUGUAGCUUAUCUACUCAUGCAAUUACAAUCCCAUUCAAGAAACCCACCGGCUUGGUGGUUGUGGAUUCCUCAAAUUCCUGUUAUUGCAGUGAAGUUGGUUUGAAUCUGUCAGCCUUCUUUUAACUCAAUUUGGUGAGUUAGUUGGAGAGAAAGUUUUAGUGAAAUUUUACUACUUCUCAAAUGUAUAUUUUAUCCAUCUCUCUCUCUAUCUCUCUUUAAAACUCACUCAACUAGUUUAUUCAAGUGAAUGAUCAUCACAUCCAUGGUUAAGGCUUUGUUUGGCAAUGGCAGAGUUUGAAAGCACAGACAAUCUUGUCAUUGCUAGCAGAGUUCUAAGAACCACCUUACAAAAAUCAAGAGAUUUAACUUCUGCAAUCGACAAAACUGGCCCGAGAUUGGAAUCCAUAAGCCAAACACUACCAUCACUAGAAGAGGCUAUAAAAAGCAUUGCGCAAAAGUGUUCUCUUGUCGCGAUCAGAGGACACGUUGAUCGUGCUAUUGGCCCCGCUGCAGCUGUUCUAAAGGUUUUCGAUACAGUCAAUGGCCUCCAAGGAUCGCUGUCGUGUGAUCCCUCUUCUCAUCUCUUUCGCUAUCUUUCUUUAGUGAAACAGCUCGAAGAGGCACUUAAAUUUCUAAGCGGUAAUUGCGCAUUGGUGAUUCAGUGGUUAGAGGAUGUUGUGCAGUUCUUGAAAGACAAUACUGUUGAUGAUGAUUUUUACCUUUCGAAUGUGAGGAAGUUCUUGAAGAUUCUUGGAGAGUUACAAGCAAUGGAGGCACGGUCACGCCACGUUGGAGGUCCUCUGUUUGGUGCACUGGAAAAACUGGAAUGUGAAUUCAAACACAUUUUGAUGGAAAACAGUUUUCCAAUCCCUUUCUCAGAACAAGCCUGCGUUUCUUCACUGCCUCUGCCAGAACCUGUAAUUCAGAAAUUGCAGGCUAUCAUUGAGCGAUUAAACGCUAACAAUCGGAUUGAAAAGUGUGUGGCGAUUUAUGCUGAGGUUCGGAGUUCAAAUGCUAGGGCUACAAUGCAAGCUCUUGAUUUGGAUUACCUUGACAUUUCACUAUCUGAAUUUGAUAGAGUGCAAAGCAUAGAGGAUCACAUAGAUCAGUGGGAAAACCAUUUGGAAUUUGCUGUAAUGCACGUUUUUGAUAUCGAACACAGACUUUGCAGCGAUGUUUUUCACAAGGUUGGUUCGGAUGUUUGGAUGAGCUGCUUCGCAAAGAUUGCUGUCCAAUCCGGAAUCCAUAAUUUCAUCAAAUUUGGGAACAGUAUUACAAAGGGUAAGAAAGAUGCAAUCAAGCUGUUGAAGUUGUUGGACAUUUUUGCGGUUCUGAGCAAGCUGAGAUUGCAUUUCAACUAUUUGUUUGGUGGGAAAGCGUGUGUGGAAAUUCAGGAUCAGACGAGGGAUUUAAUCAAGAAAGUAGUAGAUGGGGCAUGCGAAAUUUUCUUGGAGCUUUCUUAUCAAGUGGAGUUACAAAGACAAUCCACGCCUCCCUCUGAUGGCAGUGUUCCAAGGCUGCUCAAUUUUGUCAUUGACUUCUGCAAUCAGCUGCUUGAGGAUGAUUACAGACUAAUCUUGAUUCAGGUUCUUGAGAUUCAUCAGAUUUGGAAUUACCAAAAUUUCGACAGUGAAAUUCUUUCAAAAGAGGUCUAUAAGAUAAUGAGCGCAAUUGAAUUGAACUUGGAGACAUGGUCGAAGACAUAUAAAGACUCAACCCUGUCCUGUCUUUUCAUGAUGAACGCGAAUUGGAACAUCUUCAAGAGCUUAAAAGGGACAAAUCUCGGUGACAUGAUGGGCGAUUCGUGGCUGAGACACCACGAGCAGGCAGUGGAGUAUUAUGCAACCGUCUACGUGAGACAAAGUUGGGGAAAGCUUCCUGCUCUAUUGAGUGAGGAGGGUAGUUUAGUCUUUUCCUCUAAUGAUUUGGUGAAGAAGAGACUCAAAUCAUUCAAUGAGGCAUUUGAUGAAAUCUAUAAGAAGCAAUCCAAUUGGGUUGUGUUAGAUAGAGGGUUGAGAGUGAAGAUAUGUGAACUUGUGGUUCGGAUUGUUGUUCCUGUUUAUGAGAGGUUUAUGAAGAGUUAUAUGCCUUGGGCUGAGCAAGGAACAAGCCCAACCAAGUAUGUGAAAUACACAGUGGAUAGUUUAGAGAGUAUGAUUAGGUCUAUGUUGCAAUCAAAACUAGGGAAGUAUGAUAGUAGUAGCACCAAAUGUAGACACUUGAUUGGUAAGAUCAAGAAUGUUGUCACCAAUCACUUUUCCUCGAGUCCUGCAGCUGCAUGAUUGUCUAAUUUGUCUGAUUAUCGUUAUACACAAAUGUACGAGUCUCACUUGUAUUUAUUUUUUUUUGUCUAGUCAUAAAAAUAUUUGUAAGAAAUCUGUUUAUGUAUAACAUUACUCUUGUAAUCAUUAACUUUACAUAGAGAAACUUGAAAUGUUCAUUCGUGGGUU
This is a messenger RNA of Camellia sinensis, 2456 nucleotides long. RefSeq names its product exocyst complex component EXO70A1-like. Gene Ontology annotation, biological process: exocytosis. Gene Ontology annotation, cellular component: exocyst. Lineage: Eukaryota; Viridiplantae; Streptophyta; Magnoliopsida; Ericales; Theaceae. Gene Ontology annotation, molecular function: phosphatidylinositol-4,5-bisphosphate binding. The record is from RefSeq and is a predicted model, not a curated record.